Mercenaria mercenaria is the source of this 1912-nucleotide messenger RNA. Its product is annotated as 3 beta-hydroxysteroid dehydrogenase/Delta 5-->4-isomerase type 4-like. Bases 299 to 1405 code for a protein of 368 amino acids. The record is from RefSeq and is a predicted model, not a curated record. Gene Ontology annotation, biological process: steroid biosynthetic process. NCBI's taxonomy places the organism in Eukaryota, Metazoa, Mollusca, Bivalvia, Venerida, Veneridae. The transcript has 4 exons. Gene Ontology annotation, molecular function: 3-beta-hydroxy-Delta5-steroid dehydrogenase (NAD+) activity.
UUUAUCUGAUUUUUUAAGUGUGUUCAUUGUAGAUCAAAUAUACUGGAAAAAUGAAGCUGGUUGAUCAGAACUCAAUAAAGCUACUACUACACAUUGGGUACUUUUAAAUUAUUUGAGUUUAAUGACUCUUGUCGGACAUUUCAAUUGGACUAAAGAUCAAUAAAGGUUUACAUGAAUAUAUGUAGGUCGUGAAGGUUGUUUCGUGUUACAUGUAUAUGUUAUAUGAUACGCAAUUAUCAGUACAAGAACAAACUUCACAUUGAUAUUUAGUUUGCACUGACAAUACAGCAAUUACCGUAUGCGUAUAUUUAUGGAUUCUUCUAAAGUUUGUGUAGUUCUGGUCACAGGAGGAUCCGGAUUUUUGGGACAACAUGUGGUUGGAUUACUUCAAGAACGUGCUGACCAUGUGACCGAAAUUAGGGUCCUAGAUGUUGCUCCAUAUAAAAGUAAACUUGAUUAUGCCGAAAGGAUACCCGUGCAACAGUAUGUUGGGAGCGUGACGGACAGUGACCUGGUUCAUAGAGCAUGUAUGGGCGUAGACUGUGUUAUGCACUUGGCUGGAAUAGUUGACAUUUCUCUUAUACCGGAUGUUGAUCGGACCUACAAAAUAAAUGUUGAAGGCACAAAGAAUGUAAUAGCGGCUUGUAAAAAACACAAAGUGAAACGUCUGCUAUACUCGAGUUCUACAGAAGUAGUGCUUGGGACAGGGAAUAUAUAUGAUGGAACAGAGGAGAAUACGGAAAUCACCACCAGUCAUCUGUUCAAACCAUAUGGACCAUCAAAAAUUGAAGCCGAAAGACUUGUACUAGAAGCAAAUUGUCACAAUCUACAGACGCUUGCAUUACGCCCAUCUAUGAUGUACGGUGAAUUAGAAUUCCGAUCUAUAGAAGUUCUUGUUAACGGAUUUCUAGCACAGAAAAUGGGAUCUUUUGUUCGCCUAGAUUGUAAAAAUGGCAUUGCUGAACAUGUCUAUGUUGGAAACGUUGCAUGGGGAUUUGUUUGUGCAGAGACCAGCCUCUAUGGAGGUAAAGUGGAGCAGGACUCAACCGGAAGUAGUUAUUUUAUCGUAGAUGAUUCUCCAAAAGCAAGUGUUUUUGCAUUCCUGGGUGAGAUUAUGACAGAACUAGGUUUGAAGCCGUUAGGACCACCUAUACCAUUAUGGUGUAUUCAGUUUCCGCUUUAUAUACUGUACUUACUUUUAAGUGUUAUUUCAGUAGUAUAUAGAGUAAACUUCUCCCAUGGAAUCCCUGAAUUUUCGUCUAUUACGAGAAUAUAUAGGUUUAGAUACGAAAAAGCAACAGCCAAGCUUGGCUAUAAGCCAUUAUACGGCUUUGCCGAAGCGAAAUCAAGAAUAGUGGAAUUCUACAAGCCAUAUUUGCCAAAGCGUUAUCAAUACUAUAGGUAGUAUUGUUUUAAUGUUAUAUUGGAUUACACAGCGAAUAAUCAGUAAAAUUAAAGACCCCGAAACAACAUUAUCGGUAUAUCUAUUGUGUAUAAACACAUGGUUAUACGUAUCUGCGAAGAACAAAAGUGUAUCAUGUACUGUUAACAGACUAAUGUCAAUUGAAUGCUUACCGUCUUCUGCAUCGUCGCUACCUGCAUCAUCCUUCGGUGUAAGUGUUCCUUUUGUCGAAACUGUAACAAUGAAACUUUACAUCUUUACUGUAUCUGUUACGUAAUUUCAGUAACUAUUGCAAUCAAUGUUGAAGUAAAGACCACUUUCUCUAUGACUGGCUUACUUUGACAAAAUUUCACACGGCAUAUUUAGCUUACUGUGUUAGUUUUACGUUUUCUGCAAAGUUUCCAGUGAUGUUAAAAUUUGUUGUGAUAAAUUGACAAUGCUGUUUAAGAUAAUCACACAUGUCUAUUUCUGAUUCAUUGGUAUUGUUUGAUUAAAUGAUGUCAAGAACCA